UCACCCCCGCCCUUCGAGAGCUCGCUGGUGCACCUUCUCCCAAACACUCAUUUUUAUCGCACUCUUACCCAAGUCUCGUGUUUCUGGAGUUUGGCACACGCACAACAUUACACUGGUCGCUGUCAUCUAAAUAUGUCGUUGUAAACGAGGAGAGAGAAGCCGAGGGAAGAUGAAAUCGGCGUGUAUGUGGAUUAUUGUCUGUUUGGCGACUGCGUGUUGUCAGCUUGGCACCGGUGAUAGAUACGGUUGUCUGUUUGAUGAAGGCCUGUGCUCCAGUGGUCAGGUUUGCUGGGAUGAUGAGCUGUUUGGUCAGUGUCUUACACAGAAGCAGGAAAGGUUUCGCUACAGGGUGACUGCAGUUUUACUGGACAGACUGCAGUCAUUACUGCAAACGCUUAUGAAGGAUGGAUUAACUUGGCAGGAUGAUGUCACCCAAUCAAUGAUUAAGAAAGAGCUUAGAAAAGUUCCACAAAUCCUACUGUCUUCUGGGCUAAAGAAUGACCCAUCCACAGAGUCUUGGAGUGACCCUACAAACCAGCUCAAACCCAAAAUUGUGCAGCCCAAUAUGGACUACAUGAUUGUCGAUCCACCUCAGUCAUCUCUCCAUAUGCAGAGUCUGGAUCCUUAUAGUUACCAGCGAUAUGGCUACCAAGAUGAAGAGGAGCGUUCUUUGAACCUGGUGGAGGGAGGCAGGUACCCACAGCCCUCUGCUCGUAUUAGGGGAAAUUCACCACUUCCUCCAUCUCGAGAUAAAGAUGAUCAGCUUCUGCAGGAUCUGAUGACUCUACUCAUUUCUUCGCCUGCACAGCCCACAUCACGCCAUCAUGUGGCAGCACCUCACUCCACCUCAUCUUUUUUCCAGGAUCUGGACUUCCCGCUUGACUUCUAUAGCAAGGACUUGUUUUCCCAGGAUGAAAAGAACAAUGGCCAACAGGAGCAAAAGAAAGGUCCUCAGAAGUAUGGACCCACUCAACAAAGUCUAAAUAAGCUGCUCGUUCAACAUGGAUUUGAUCUAAACCACCUGAACUCUGAAGAGAUGGAGCGUCUGUUCACUGUCCUUCAGCUCCUGCAAAAAGAACCAACAAAUAAUCAGAGAAAACCUGAAAUAAAGGAUUCCUCUGUGUCUCCAAAAGUGAUGAAGAUUAUGGAGGGAGAGAUGACCCAUGUGAUGGAGAAGGCUUCUGCACAGGCUAUUAAUUCCUCCAUCCAUUCUCAACUCAACCCCGGGUCUGAAACCUCCUCUAAAGGGUCCCAAGGGGCCUCCGAGGGUAACUACAUCCCAUUGGGUGCUGAUGUAUUAGGGCCUUCAUCUCUCAAACAAGAGGAAGGACGACUUGGCAAAGGAACCUUGAGUGUGAAACCAGGAAAGAAUGAAACCAAUUUAAAGGAGGAAGUUGGAUACACUGUCACAAAUCAGAGUGAGGUUGGUCCAGCUGUCACUUUCCGGGUGCUCCCGAACAGUCAGAAUUUAACCGCAAGUGAGGUGUCCGAAAAGGCUGUGGCUCAAAAGAACCUUCUAGAAUCAGAGACUGGUCUGAAGGUGCUUCAGGCAGGUGUUGGGGAGAAGAAUGAUGGCCAUGCAUUGCCAGUGGCAACACGUGUACGUGACAACACCCAAUGGGUGUUCCUUAUGUUUGUGGGUGUGGCUUGUGUGGGUGGACUCCUGGUGGGAGCACUGACCAUCACCUGCCUGCGCACCCAUGCCCGCCAGUUGGCCUCAGGGAAACUGGGACUUGGACCUGAAGCAGGAAAAGUGACGCAUUAUGAGUACCAGGAUCUUUGUCGGCAGCAUAUGGCUGCUAAGUGCUCUCUUGGAAGGCAGGACUGCAGGGUUGGAGCUGCAGGUAGUGCCGGUCCAGGAGGAGGAGGAGGUGGUGGAGGAGGAACAGGAGUCAGCAGUGUGUCGUCACAGUUCAGUGAUGCACCUCAGCAAAGCCCUAGUUCGCACAGCAGCACCCCCUCCUGGUGUGAGGAGCCAGCGCAGUCUAACAUGGAUAUUUCUACAGGACACAUGAUACUGGCAUAUAUGGAGGAUCAUCUGAAAAAUAAAGACCGUUUGCUCAAAGAGUGGGAGGCUCUGUGCUCCUACCAGGCAGAACCAAGCACCAUCUCAGCUGCCCAGAGUGAAAGUAAUGUCAAGAAGAACCGCUGCUCUGAUGCCGUGCCCUAUGAUCAUUCUAGAGUGAAGCUGAAGGUUGAGAUUAACCCUUCCAGGACAGAUUACAUCAAUGCCAGCACCAUUAUCGAGCAUGACCCCCGGAUGCCUGCGUAUAUUGCCACCCAAGGCCCUCUCUCACACACCAUCGCUGAUUUCUGGCAGAUGGUUUGGGAAAGUGGAUGUACUGUCAUAGUAUUGAUGACGGCUCUGGUUGAGGAUGGAGAAAAACAGUGUGAUCGCUACUGGCCUGAUGAAGGCUCCUCUCUCUACCACAUUUAUGAGGUAAACCUGGUGUCUGAGCAUAUCUGGUGUAAUGACUUCCUGGUGCGGAGUUUCUACCUGAAGAACGUCCAAACCCAGGAAACUCGUACCCUCACUCAAUUCCACUUCCUGAGCUGGCCUGCACAGGAAAUACCCACCUCCACACGGCCUCUGCUGGACUUCCGCAGGAAAGUCAAUAAGUGCUACCGUGGCCGCUCCUGCCCCAUCAUUGUGCACUGCAGUGAUGGUACAGGCCGGACUGGAACAUACAUCCUUAUCGACAUGGUUCUGAACCGCAUGGCUAAAGGAGUAAAGGAGAUCGAUAUUGCUGCAACCCUGGAACAUAUUCGAGACCAGAGGCCAGGAAUGGUGCGCACCAAGGAUCAGUUUGAGUUUGCACUGACCACUGUGGCUGAAGAGGUUAAUGCUAUUCUCAAAGCUCUACCGCAGUGAAAUGAAUGCCCAUGACUGAGCAGACACACAAACACAUACAUACACACUCACAAAUUACACAGCAACUACAUGCGUUUAUGCAUACAUGCCUAUGUGGCCACUGAGGUUAGUAUUAGGGAUAUGCAUGAGUAAUCAACUAGUCGAGUACUUGUUCUACAUCUAACUUCUUAAAUAAACUAAUUGCAAAUUGUU
Carassius carassius (crucian carp) is the source of this 3064-nucleotide messenger RNA. Its product is annotated as receptor-type tyrosine-protein phosphatase-like N. The coding region runs from base 170 to 2872 and encodes 900 amino acids. Gene Ontology annotation, biological process: protein dephosphorylation. Gene Ontology annotation, cellular component: secretory granule. Lineage: Eukaryota; Metazoa; Chordata; Actinopteri; Cypriniformes; Cyprinidae. Gene Ontology annotation, molecular function: protein tyrosine phosphatase activity. The transcript has 22 exons. The record is from RefSeq and is a predicted model, not a curated record.